CAGGGAAGGUCGCGAGUUCGAAUCCAAAGACACCCACGAAAUCAUCUGCAAGUAUACAAGAUCAGAACAUUCCCCAAGUAGUUGUUAAAACUGCUUCCUCAGAAACCAUAGAAGCAAAAUCUGAUAACUGGGAUCCUAAUUACAGAAUUGAAGGAUCAACUCAAUGCUAUUGGAGAUUCUAUUGAAGAUAAAGACCUGGUUAUGCUGGCCAUGAAUGGCCUUCCUCACUCUUGGGAAUCUUUCAUUCAAGGUAUUAGUGGAAGAAUUGAGCUACCCAAGUUUGAUCGAUUGAGAGCAGAUUGCAUUCAAGAGGAAUGCAGAUUGGAGGCAAGAGGAAUUGGUCGAAAAUCUUAUCAUGAAGAAGAUCAUGUUCUUGCUGCACAUACUUCUAGAAGAAAAGGGAGGUAAGGGAACUUCAAAAGGAACAGAGAUAAGAAUUCUGAUUCAGCUCUUGAAUCUAAGAAGAGAAAGGAUCUCUCUAGAUUUCAAUGCUUCAAAUGUGACAAAUUUGGUCACUUUGCUAAAGAAUGUCCUUCAAGACCCAAGCAUCAAGCUGCUGCAGCAAAUGUUGAACAUGCUUCUCCUCUUAGAGAAUCAAGUGAAAAUUUAGAGGGUUUCUUAUUUAUUUCUGCUCUUUCAAGUAAUGUCCCCUUUGAUAGUAUGCUUGGCUGAUUGACAGUGGAGCUUCUCGUCAUAUUAUUGGAUAUUGUGAACAUCUCUCGAAUCUGAUUGAAAGGGAUUCUCACUUGCAUGUUAUCAUUGGUGAUGAUUCUUGUUAUUCUGUGAAAGGAGCUGAUACCACUUGUUUUUAUUUGGAUUUUGGAAUUCCUUUUUAUCUGAGUAAUGUGCUAUUUGUUCCUGGAAUCAAGAGAAAUCUGAUUUCUAUCUCAGCUUUGGAAGAUAAAGGAUAUCAGGUUGCAUUUGUUGAAGGCAAAGUUCUUGCAUGGAAGAAGAACUCGAACAUCAAGAUAGCUCUUGAGAUUGGUGUUCGUCAUGAUAAUCUAUACAAACUUUCAGCUCAUCCUGUUCAUGCCUUAGCUCAUGAUUCAAUGACUUCUAAUGAGUUGUGGCAUAAAAGAUUUGCUCAUCUAAAUUUCAGAACUCUUUCCUCCCUGGAGAAGAUGGUCAUUGGUCUUCUUAAGCUCAAUCAAUAUCAUGAUGGUGUCUGCAAAGGAUGUGCUCUAGAGAGAGAUCCUAAUUUGGAGCCCGAUUCUUUGGAGCAGAGAGAUCCAAAAUAUGAUGUAAUGCUGAAUGAGUUGCUAGGUCGAGUUAAGACUAAAUCAGGCGGGGUGGCAGAAAUGGGUGAGGCUUCUAUUGCCCCAAGAGUUAACAGACCAUUGCCAAAGCUUAGAAAGACUAGUGAUAUUAUUGGUACAGGAAGGGAGAAAAUUCUGGCGCCUGGAAAACUGAAUGUUUCUCAGCUGCGUCAGAUUUUACUGCUUCAUAAAGGCGAGGCAGAAAAUCAAGAGCAACCAAUGGACGCCAAGGAUAUUGCAGAAAAAUUUCAACUUGAUGUUCUUAUUGUUCAAAAGAUUUUACACCAUGUUUCACUUCCAACUGAAUCAUUUGGAGCCGAGGACAAGUCUAACUGACAAGGCUGUGAAUAUCAGCUUUAGCUAGAGUAGUUAAGACUUAUACCAUCUAUACCUUUAAUAUGAAUAUUCGCAUUGAAAAGCUGCUUAAAGUCAUUAAUGCUUUAUUUGUCCCCGAGAUUUUGUAGAGCAUUUUAGUGAAUGGCUUCAUUAUAACAUAUUUGUCUCAGCAAGAGGUUGAGAGGAGAGCACUAGUUUUUGAUUCUGGUAAAUGCUUUGAUCGGAGCACUAGUUAUUUCCAUUUAAUUUAAUUUUUUGUAAUAAAUACCACAAACAAUAUUCCGGUUCAGUCUUUCAGCUACUAGAAGGGUUUGCAACAGCAAUUGAAAGAGGAAAAAUAAUUGUCAGAUGGACGUGUAAUUACUGAUAUUCAAUUGAUCCAGAAACCAGGAGUCUUUCUGCACAGCCAUGUUAAGGUGACUGGAAACUCUA
Molecule: messenger RNA, 2024 nt
Organism: Cryptomeria japonica (Japanese cedar)
Lineage: Eukaryota; Viridiplantae; Streptophyta; Pinopsida; Cupressales; Cupressaceae
Exons: 4
Coding region: 1050-1592 (180 amino acids)
Source: RefSeq, a predicted model, not a curated record